Messenger RNA from Neltuma alba, 960 nucleotides. RefSeq lists its product as uncharacterized. Lineage: Eukaryota; Viridiplantae; Streptophyta; Magnoliopsida; Fabales; Fabaceae. The record is from RefSeq and is a predicted model, not a curated record. The coding region runs from base 1 to 960 and encodes 319 amino acids. The transcript has 4 exons.
AUGGGAGACUUUGUGAAGAUGACAAAGAAGAAGAAGAAAGGAACCUGCAAUGUUGGAGGGUGUCUUUAUUUGCUGCUGCUGUAUUUUGUUGAGCGUUUCCCGCUGGGAUUGUCUGUUGACCGGGGUUCAACAAGCGCCAUUGAAUAUUGGACCGAGGAGAAGAUAAAGGAGAGGGUGGAGAAAGAGAGAGGCAGCAGCAUGGGAAUAUUGCAUGGAAGCAGUGGCAGCGAGGUAUACUCAGCAGGACAUGAGGACAGUCCAAUUUUGCAGUCUUUAGAUCCGGCAUUGAAGGAGUUGAGGGCUCGUUUUGUGAAGAAGCUUGAAGAAAGCCAGAGGACGUUAAUGAAGGCUCUUGAUGAUGAGCUACUCAAACUGCAGAUUGGAUUGAACGCCAAAGUUAAGGGGAUGGGGAAUGAGAAUGCCACUGCUAAAGAAGGGGUUGAAACAGUUGGUGAUGCAGCUGGUAACGAUGCUGAAGAAGCUGAUGAUGUUGACCGAGUGGUGGAGGAGAUUGCAAGAGAGGUUGCAGCGGGAAGUGCAGAUGAGGAACUUGAUGAGGAUGAAACCAGCAAAGGAGAUGAUGAGAAGGAUGAGGAUGAGAACAACAUGACCUUCAUGACAGGGAAGUCAGUGAUGAUUACAUGGUUGAGGAGGUGGAAGAAGAGGGUGACCGUGAUGGUCAUGGAGGCCGAAGAUGAUGAUAAGGAGGUUCGGGAUUCAGAUGAUGAGGGGGAGGAAGCUACACAUGUACUGACAAUGACCCCUACCAAUGUUCCUUUGCUGUUGGAUCGAGAAUGGGUGAGCAGUGACAGUGGGGAGGAAGGAGGGCCUGAAAAAUCGAUUGACCUUAGGAGGUCAACAAGGGCAAAGAGUUCCACAAUUAAAUCUCCGUGGAUAGAAUUCAAGGCAGCUCCGAGGACGAAGAGGCCAAAGGAGGAAAGUGACAUCUUUUCACUUUAA